AGUAUUUAUUGCUCAACUUAUCUAAUAUUUAUGUCUUUACCUAAUGUAUUCCUAUAAAUUUCUGUUUGUCAUUUAUCAAGAUGAAUUGUUUUAAUUUUUCUCCAUUAAAGUGUAUAAUUUGGUGAUUUUAACUGAUAUGUCGAGCUGAGUUCUCCCGUCGAGAUAGGUUUCGCCGUGUUUUUUUUUAAAGCUGGUGAAUCACUCGAAACCAUGCUCGAAACGCUUCUUUUGCCGUCUUUAGCUACAGUUUCCAUUCAGUACAAGUCUUUAUUAGGCAUCUCCAGAUGUCGACAGUUAGCCGGUGAGUGAAUUGGCACAAAUUUCUGUUUGUGUGAGAGGUAUUCAACGGCAGUCUGCUGUCAAUAAGAGGUGAACAGGACCCUGCUGUAUGGCAGUACAGUGAAAUAAACUUUAGCAAAAAUAUCAUCCAAGCACCAGGAGUGUCUUUCCAAUCCACUGGGAUCCUGACCUCUGCAGUGUCUAUUCACCUGGAGGAAAGAUGGAAAGAAAGUGGGAAGAGAUUUUCUUCUAUCUUUCCCAACGAUCCUUCCCAGAGGAGUUUCGGAAAUCUCAGAGGCAAAACCUCAGGAGAUAUGCCACCAAAUUCACAUUGAAGGAAGGAGAACUUUACUUUGGAAACAGAAAGGUCGUUAAGACCAAGGAGGAGGCAAAGGAACUUUUUAAAGAGUUUCACAUUUCGCCAACUGGUUUUCACAUGGGAAUUGUGAAAACAAGGUCAGCUAUGUGCACCAAGUUUUACUGGCAUGGCAUAUCUGUGGAUGUGGACAAAUGGGUUGCAGAGUGUGAUAACUGCCAAAGGGUUGGCAGACCUUUGACUUAUGGUCAGAAACGCAAAUAUGUUAAGCGUUCCCUUGGCCUGAAAUUCAUGAUGGCACAGAGUAUUUUAUUGGAGGUGUGCGUGGAUUCCGUGGAGUCUGCUGUCAAUGCUGAGCGAGGAGGUGCUGGUCGACUGGAGUUGUGUUCAAGUCUUAUGGAAGGAGGUCUGACUCCCAGUCUUGGUCUUCUACAGGUAGUAAAGCAGUAUAUAAAAAUUCCAGUCUAUGUAAUGAUACGGCCUCGAGGUGGGGACUUCCUUUAUUCUGACCAAGAAGUGGAGGUGAUGAAGAAGGACAUUGAGCUGAUGAAGAUGCAGGGAGCAGAUGGUGUAGUGGUAGGCGCCCUGACAGAGACUGGAGGGGUGGAUGCAGGUCUCUGCAUGGAGCUGAUAGCUGCUGCUCGUCCUCUGCCUUUGACCUUCCAUCGAGCUUUUGACAUGGCCUUCGACCCAGCAGUUGCUCUGGAGACUCUGAUAUCGUUAGGAUUCGAGCGGGUGCUGACGAGUGGCUGCGACAGCUCUGCUUUGGAGGGGCUGCCCGUUAUUAAACGGCUCAUCGAUCAAGCCAAAGGGAGGAUAAUUGUAAUGCCAGGUGGUGGCAUUACAGAGAGGAACCUGCAGAGAAUACUGGAGGGCUCUGGAGCUGAGGAGUUUCACUGCUCAGCUCGCUCCAGCAGAGACUCUGCAAUGAAAUUCAGGAACUCCUGCGUAACGAUGGGAGCUACGAUAUCAGCGCCUGAGUACGGCCUGAAGGUGGCAGAUGCCAGCAAAGUCCGGAGUCUGAAUGCAAUCGCCAAAAAUACCUUGUGAUACCUCAAAAAGAUGAACAGUUUUUUUUUCAUACAUUCAUUUUCAAAUGGCCUCAGCACUAGUUUUCUUUAAUCAGAGCAUUCACAUUUAAACAAUCUGUGUACUUUUGAAGCUCAGGGAAAGCACUGCUGUCUUACAUGCUGUUAAUGAAGGUUUGUUCCUGAACAGAAAGCUGUGGAUCAUUCACAGGUGUGUUUGUACUUGUACUUUUGAGGCGCAGAACACAAAAAGAACAGCAUUUUGCACAACAUUGUGGGAAAACUGGACAAAAAUAUAAAAAAAAAACAAAGAGUCAUAAAACCACAAAAGAACAUAAAACAGUUGAACAAUUGAAAGAAUAAAACAAAGAAACAAAUUCACAAUGAAAGUACAUUCAGUGCAAUGUUGGAACUGUUUUGUUUCCUUAGCUGUGUUCUUUUGCUUUCUGUUUUUGAUUUUUCAUUUAGCUGUUUUGUUCUGAUACCAUUGUGUUUUGCAUAUUUCAAUUGAACCAAUUUUGAGCUAAGAUGUGUGGAGAGUUUUAAAACUCUGGGUUUGAUUUGUAAAAUAAUAAACAUGAUCAGAUCUCUGGAUCUAAGAAAAAAAAAAGAUAUUCGUUCAAUCUGGUUUAUUUAUAUAGUGCCAAUUCACAACAUGCCAAUUUUACAAAAAAAAAGUUAAUUCGGUCCAGUCAUACAUAUUUAAAUUCAAGUACAUACGUUCAAGUUGUUCACAGUUGUCAAAAAACCCAAUCAAGCUUUUGAAUUUGUUCACAAGGUAGAGGGAGAAGAUGAUGCUCAUGGAACUAAGAUGCUGAUGUGUUAAAAGAAAAUUGUUUGCUUUUUUUUUUUUCUUUUCAAGUGUGCCCUGACUUUCACAAAGUUUCAACUCACAUUUACACACAUUUGUAUGCAUUCAAUAAACAGUUUAUAUUGUGUAACUUUAGGGAUGCACAAAGAGGUCAAGAUGGUAAUGAUGCUGUUGAUAAAUAUUUAAAAAAUAUAGGUUAUUCCCAUGUUUAAAGUCCCUAUAUGUAGCAAAAAGUUGCCUAAAACGUUCAUCUCAGAUAAAUUCUUUUUCUUUGAAAAAAAAAAACCCUCUCAUAUUUACCAAAACUAUUAGUCAUUUGUGACCUAAAAUACCCCAAAACAAAACUAUACUUUAACUUGUUAAUGAUAAUAUGCCUCUUUUGAUUGGUUAUGCUGGCUAAUAUCGAAGUGUGGCAUUUAGUACCUGUCCAGUUUCUAAGUUAAGUUUCUUUUUCAUGAUUGAUUAAAACAAGACACAUUACACUAAAAUGACCUCUAAACACAUUCCUACCAGCAGCAGCAGUGUAGUUGUAUUUAGAACAGUGAAUAUAGUAUUUUUUAUCAUGUAUUGGUGUCACGUUGCUGUCCUGGGAGCUGCAAGAACAUUGAGUCAGCAUGACUAUGUCCUUGUGAAAUUAGUAAAUGUUUAAUGAUUACCUACAACACAGUAGGAGUCAUCUCUUUCAUGGCCAUUGAAGAUAGUCAGAACCCCCACCCACACACACACACACGCGCACACACACGCGCGCACGCAUAUGAUCUAAUUCCAUUUGAGACUAUAUUUACAGAGAUGGACUUUAAGAACCUUUCCAUCACAUAGAUAUAGCUCAUUGGUAAUACAAAGUAUUCAUCUAUUUUGAAUAAGAUCAGUCGGGGUUGAUUUUGUGCACUGAGUUGUUUAUCAGCUCUGAUAACACCAGUGCCAGUCAGACACGGAUAAUAAGCUAAUGGUAGCAGCCUGCAUGAUAGUGAACUUUUUAAUUGCCCAUAUUUCCGGAAAGAAAAAUCACCUAAAUCACGAGUACUUGUCUUUGUGAACUUUUGCAGUACAAACAACAACAACAACAACAACAAAAGAGUUGAAAUAUAGCAAAUUACUAAAAAACAUUUUUCUUAAGUAGGACAAUGUUGUUUUUUUAAGGAUCUUUGUAUCCACGUUUGUCAGUGCGACUGAGUAAAUGCAGCCCAAAUGUAAAGUGCUUUAAGUAGUCAAUAUGACUUAGGAACGAACUAUAUAAAUUCAAUCUAUUGGCCAUUUUACAGUUUCAUUUAUCUUUCAGUUACACUUGGUUAUUAUCAGGCUGUGAUCUAAUGUCUAUAGUUGGAACUUCUUCUUUUUAAAAUGAAUCAAGUGCAACUAAUUUGUCCACUUCUAAACAUUUGAUGAAGCUUUAAAGCAAUCUAAUAAAAACAUGAGUUGAUUCAAAUCAUAUCGAAGUUGAAUUUAGGAAAACCGUUUUUUGAAUUAUUUUCCUCUCUUUACCCAUACAGACAAACUCUUAAUUGCACAUCUGUGUCAUUUCUCUUGGGUUGAACUUAUGUAGAUUUGCACCAUAAAAUCCAUCCCCUAUGCAUGCAGGCUGCUUGUAGCUGUUGGUGGUAAUCUACAGUGAUUCCUAGAAGGUAGUGUUACAAGGUGGACGUGAAUUGGAAUGAGUGCAAUUUAGCCACAAAGUAGAAGGCCUCGUUAAGUCACAGCAGAGUCAGCGGAUGCUGAGGUACAUGGUGUGCAAAGGUCACAGCUUUUUACAGAACUUCCAAUUCUAUAUGGCAUUUAGUUUAUCUCAGAGAGCUUCAUGAAAUGGGUCUUAUGGUUGAAAUCUUGCAAUCACCAAGUCCAUGGUAAAGGAUGCUGUUUACAUUACCUUAGAAAUAACAUCCAAGGCGAAGGAUGCUGUUUCCACAUUAGAGCAGUGGAAACGUGUUUUCUGGAGAGACAAAUCAUUUGUCUGUCUGGCAUUCCAGUGAAUAAACUUUGUUUGGUGUUUUCAA
Poecilia reticulata (guppy) is the source of this 4425-nucleotide messenger RNA. It is a transcript of the gene cutc, whose product is annotated as cutC copper transporter homolog (E. coli). NCBI's taxonomy places the organism in Eukaryota, Metazoa, Chordata, Actinopteri, Cyprinodontiformes, Poeciliidae. The record is from RefSeq and is a predicted model, not a curated record. Gene Ontology annotation, molecular function: copper ion binding.